GCUGACAUAACUUUGCCAGGAAAGAAAAUAUAUACUCUUUAACGCUAAGAUUUGGAAAUGGCAUUUGGACUACUAAACACGGUGUUGGAAAAGUCAGAGACGCUCUUGGGGUCAGAUCAUGCAUCAGUCGUGUCCAUGAACUUGUUCGUGGCUCUGCUUGGUGCUUGCAUCGUGCUUGGUCACUUACUCGAGGAGACUCGGUGGAUGAAUGAGUCAAUCACCGCUCUUAUCAUUGGUUCAUGUACUGGGAUUGUUAUCUUGCUUAUUAGUGGAGGAAAAAGCUCGAGGAUAUUGGUGUUUAGUGAAGAUCUCUUCUUCAUUUAUCUUCUUCCACCUAUUAUAUUCAAUGCAGGGUUUCAGGUUAAGAAGAAGCAAUUUUUCCGUAACUUCAUGACCAUUAUGUUGUUUGGUGCUAUUGGUACUCUCAUUUCAUUUGCUAUCAUUUCAUUAGGUGCAAUGCAUUUUUUCGAGAAAAUGAAUAUAGGAGAUCUCACCAUUUCGGAUUAUCUAGCCAUUGGAGCUAUAUUCUCUGCUACUGAUUCUGUUUGCACCUUGCAAGUGCUUAAUAAAGAUGAUACACCUCUCUUGUAUAGUCUUGUCUUUGGAGAAGGUGUAGUAAAUGAUGCCACAUCGGUCGUGCUCUUCAACGCGAUACAAAGAUUCGACCUAACACACAUCAAUUCAACCAUAGUUAUGGAGUUUGCUGGAAACUUCUUUUCUCUAUUCAUCUUAAGCACAGCUCUUGGUGUUGCAGCUGGAUUGCUCAGUGCUUUCACUAUCAAGAAGCUCUAUUUCGGAAAAAUCAAGCACUCUACUGAUCGUGAAGUUGCACUUAUGAUGUUAAUAGCAUACUUGUCAUAUAUGUUGGCAGAGCUAUUCCACUUAAGCUCUAUCUUGACUGUGUUCUUCUGUGGGAUUACUAUGUCUCACUACACAUGGCACAAUGUUACAGAAAAAUCAAAGGUCACUACCAAACACACUUUUGCUGCAUUGUCAUUUCUAGCUGAGAUCUUUAUCUUUCUUUACGUUGGGAUGGACGCUCUCGAUAUUGAAAAAUGGGACGUUGUACGUAACAGCCCUGGCCAGUCUAUUGGAGUGAGUGCGAUACUCCUUGGCCUUAUCCUUCUUGGUCGUGCAGCCUUUGUGUUCCCUCUUUCGUUCUUAUCGAACCUGACAAAGUCAUCACCGGAUGAGAAAAUCGAUUGGAAGAAACAAGUAACUAUUUGGUGGGCUGGUCUAAUGCGUGGUGCUGUGUCGAUGGCUCUUGCUUAUAAUCAGUUCACAACGUCAGGACACACCAAGCUUCUUGGAAACGCUAUAAUGAUCACCAGCACCAUCACUGUUGUUCUUUUCAGUACUGUGGUAUUUGGAUUGUUAACCAAACCGUUAGUGAAACACUUGCAGCCUCCAUCAAAUAAGCCCUCCACACCUACGUCAUCAUUCACCGAGACGCUUCUCAAUCGCGAUGGUGAUGGCAGCUACAUCGAAAACCACGAGCCUCUGCACCGUACACAGGGCCAAUCAGACUACAUCCUUGACCAUCCGAUAACUCUAGCAAUGUUCUGGAACACUCCUUCUCGAGCCAUUCAUCAUUACUGGAGGAAAUUCGAUAACGCGGUUAUGCGUCGCACAUUUGGCGGUCGUGGCGUUUCAACGGUAGUUCCUGGUUCACCUAUUGAUACUAGUGUUCAGCAGCUGUGGAUUGAAGACGUGGAAGACAAGGAACAACACGGUGAGCCUUGAUUGUUGUGACGUCAUGACUAUGAUCUUUUUGACUUGUUGGCUCGCGUUUUUUGGAACGCAAACGCAUCAUGGCCUUAGAUUUUUGCUGCUAUAUGGGCGCACUUUUUUAUUUGAUUUGUUUUUGGUCCCGGUUUUAUUUUUGGUUUGUGGUGUGCUUUCUUUAGACCCGGUCCAUUUUUUUGCGUGGUUUGAGUUUUGGCUUUUGGGUUUAAUUAGCGGUUUUGUUGUAAAAUUGUAUUUCUCCAUGUAGAUAUGGACUGAUGUAGGUGUAACUUGUGACCGUGAUCUUUUUACAUACUACAUAUGUAAUUGGCUAUGCUAAGCUCAUUCGAGUAUCA
Molecule: messenger RNA, 2081 nt
Organism: Eruca vesicaria subsp. sativa (arugula)
Lineage: Eukaryota; Viridiplantae; Streptophyta; Magnoliopsida; Brassicales; Brassicaceae
Source: the annotation of a GenBank genome assembly